UUUACAUUCAUGUUGUUAAAUUUUCUUUUAUUUUUUAAAUUUAUUUAACAUAAAUUACUUGUGUUCAAGCAUUUUGUAAAAAAAGAAAAGAAAGAAAUAUCUAAGACUACUGGAUUCAUUUCAGUGAUGUUGAUUAUUAUUUCAACACAAGUAAUUUUUAGUUUUAUAUGGAUUCUUCCUUGGUUUUUUCUAGUCUAGAACAACUGUAGCCUCAAUUUGCUCCAGUUGAUUUUUUUUGAACAAAGAAGUACACAUCAUCAUCAUAAUCCAUCAUCACAAUCAUAGUCAUCAUCAUUGUCAUUUAGCUAAUCAUAUUUUGUACCCUUUGACUGGAAAGUCAAUGAUUUUUUGAACAAAAGUAAUUUGUUUAUCAUUCAUUUGAAUAGUUCCAAUGUGAAUAAUAUAUGUGUAAUUAAAACAUAUAAUUGUAUAAAAUCACAAAAUGCAGUCCCAUUAAUACUCCAGAAACUAUACGACAGAUACGACUGUACCAAAAUAAUUUAUUUCUUUGUUUAAUACCCAAAUAUAUUUUCAUGUCAUAACAAAUGGCUGUAAAAUAAUUUUUAUAAUUCGACUUUCAGUACUAUCAGCUUAUUGCUGAAAUCAUAUUUAAAUAAAUAUAUAAAGAUAUAUAUAUAAUUUCAAUAAAAGUCAGUCGAUUUAGUACUUUUAUUUACUCAGGUUUAAAUAGAGCUAUUAUAUUAUAGUUUCUACAUUUUGCUGUGCAGAUGAACUGUUUUACAAAAUAUAGUACUAACCGUUUCAGAUUGCAAAAGUUAAUAUCUAUUUUUCACAUAUAAUUGUUUUCACUGUGUAUGCAAUUGAAAUGGUAGUUUGUAAAUCUUAUUCUGAAGUUGUGUGUAUAUUGUUACAAAUGAGAAUAUCAAUUCACUGUGAAUUAAUAACAGUGUACAAUCUCUGUAUCAAUGUAAUGUUUUCAAUUAGCUUGUUAAAUAUUAAAAUAUACAGUUGCUGAAGAUAAGCAAUCAUCACAAAGAACUUAUUUCCAAUUCUGUAUUCAGUAGUAAAGUAUACGAAUUAUACGCUUAAAAAAACAAAUUGAAAUCGAUGUAAUCAAAUAGCCGAUUAUAGAUUUUGAUCAAAAUACCUUACAGAAUUGCAAAAAAUUAAAAGCUUUUAUGUUCAUUAUGGUUUUUUAAAUUAACUUCACAAAAAAAAUAAUAAUAAUAAAUUUUUAAUUUCUAGAUAAUUCCAUGUUUAUUGAACUAUUUCAAUGUUUGUAGAGUAUAGAAAACUGUAUUGCUGAUUUAAUGUACAGUUUCAAUGUAAGAGGAGAAUGUAUUGUUAAAAUUGCAAACAACAAUUAUUAAAAAAAAAACAAAAUUAUUUUCUUUUUUGAACAAUCAGUGUAAAACUGUUGUUAACUUCCUGCAUUAAAGACUCGUGUAUAGGUAAUAGUAAAAAUAUUAGCAUUAAAAAUAUAAUUUUUUAACUGCUCAUUGUUAUUUUAAUAUGGAAAAAAGAAGGAGAAGAAAAAUACAUGACGUCAUGACUGAGGAACUAUAUAAAAUAAGAUCCGUUUUGGAUUUUGUUAUAAUUUCUUUGCCACAGUGAAAGUUAAAAUGAAAUUCUUCGUUGCAUUCAUUCUAUUCUUCUCUUUAGUAUGUCAUUAUGUAUCUUCUCAAUCUUGUCAUUUGAGAGAAUUGGAUCUUUGCGCCGCAACACUUUUGCUAUUUAACCAAAGUCCUAGUGGCGUGGCCACAACCGAUGCCGAAUUAAACAGACAAUGCAGUUAUAUUCGUGAAGCUAAUCAGUGCUUUAGAAACUUCACUCAUCGAUGCCUGACUUCACUUCAAAGAGAACUGCUGAGUUUUGUAGGCGAAGGAUCAGAGAAGUUACUUGAACAAUACUGCACUCCUGGAACUGAGCUGAGAGCUAGUUAUCUCAGACAUGCACCGUGCCUUCAAAAUGCAAAUCAUGAGCAGAAAAAAUGCUUAACUGAUAUACAAGCUGCUUUAGAAGCCAUUGGAAAUGCGGCUUUUGAUAAGCGUAUCCCUAUCAGCUGCUGUGCAUAUCAACGAUAUCUCUCUUGUGCCAAAAGCACUGUUGAAAACAAAUGUGGUAAAGCAGCUGUAGACUUUAUGCAAUUAUUAUUAAGAAUGGCUGCUUCAAGAUUACCUGACAUAAUAUGCUCUGGAUACGGAACUCAAAAUAAAGAAUGCCUGACGCUCCUACCAAAAGAUGGAACAGCUCCAGAAGGUUCUAGAUCAGAAUCCGUUCUCUCUCGUUUGUUUGCUGCAUAUCUUGGAAAUUAAUCAUUAUUUUUUCAAUUUAAACAUAAAUAUCUAUAACAUUAAUCGUUUAGAAAUAUCAUUUAGUUAAUUAGUUAGGUUCACUUUUUCAAAUCACAUUUCAUGAAACUUGUCAUGUAAAUCACUCCAAUAUUUUAAAACUUUAUUCAUAAAUGUUUCCAUUAUGCACAAUACAUGUUCAUUAAUUAAUUAAAUCAUGUAUAAAUGUGAAUAAAACUCAAUUUAGCUAUCAUUUAUUAUGAUGCCAAGUUUUCUAUUAAUUGAAUAUAAGAUUUUCCAUUAAAUAGUUUGAUUUAAUUAUAAUUACUUGAAAUACAAUAUUAAACAAGGAUUUCAAUUUAUACAAUCUUUAGUUCUUAUA
This is a messenger RNA of Centruroides sculpturatus (bark scorpion), 2634 nucleotides long. RefSeq lists its product as uncharacterized. The transcript has 6 exons. The record is from RefSeq and is a predicted model, not a curated record. NCBI's taxonomy places the organism in Eukaryota, Metazoa, Arthropoda, Arachnida, Scorpiones, Buthidae. Bases 1584 to 2276 code for a protein of 230 amino acids.